Messenger RNA from Papilio machaon (common yellow swallowtail), 2823 nucleotides. RefSeq names its product sodium-independent sulfate anion transporter. Gene Ontology annotation, molecular function: secondary active sulfate transmembrane transporter activity. The coding region runs from base 889 to 2823 and encodes 644 amino acids. The record is from RefSeq and is a predicted model, not a curated record. Gene Ontology annotation, biological process: transmembrane transport. NCBI's taxonomy places the organism in Eukaryota, Metazoa, Arthropoda, Insecta, Lepidoptera, Papilionidae. The transcript has 10 exons. Gene Ontology annotation, cellular component: membrane.
GGGCUAGUCACCUCUAACUUAGGGUAGGCUCCUCAAUGGAGACGUAUAGUGAGCUGAUGAUGACGAUAAACUACUGGAAGAACACCCAAAGACUUAAAAGUUUGCAUAUAAACUGUUAGGUGAAUAACUCGGAAGGAAUUUUACAAAAUUCAUCCCCUAAAGUUCUAAAUGGGGUAAAAAGUUGGUAUAUGUACCUUUCAGUUCAAAAAUUAAAUACUACUAAUUUUUAGUUAAAGUUAGAAUUUGAUUGCGAUUGAGAGUCGCUGGAGCCAGUUAUAUAGUGUGUUAAAGUGCUCUAUGACAAAGUAACUGAAAUGUCUAGACAUCGCACACAGCCGCCGGAUUUACCGUGGACCCUAGGGGUCACCUGGACAAUUUUGGGAAUCAUUGGCCUGUCUGCAUUUCUAGUUUCGUAAAUUACAAUUGUGUGCAAAUAUCCCUAGGUUGAAGUUUUUAAACAAUAUUUUCUACAUGUAAACAAGUGUAACUAAAAAUAUGCACAUUUAGUAAAUAAGCUAAUUCAUAGAAAUAAAACAUAGCCUCAUCAUACAAAAGUCAUUUUAUCUGUAGUUGUAGUCGUUUUUAGCUUUAGUCUAUAUUCAUGGGGGGGGGGGGGGAUUUCAUUACCAUUAGACUAUAAUUACAAACUUUUUUAAUAGAGACCGUUGUGGAACAUAAUGUGAUAUGAUUCUCGCACCGACACACAGCACCGCGCCUUCGCUGCGCCACCGCAUUUAUUGCAAUGACAUAAGACGUCCACAUAAAGAUAACGUGUGUUUAUUAAUAAAUAUAUCGGGAUAAUCAUUAGACAGCAGGAGAGAAUUGUCGACGUCGCGCUAUCUUAUUUACUUGCGGCAACAAAGGUUCCUACUAAAGAUAAUGUGAGCGAUGCGCGGCGUCAGUCGCGACGCGGUCUGCGAGCGGUGUGUGCGGCGAGGACGAGAGGUAGACAGCGGGCCAGCUGCGAUGGACACUGAGGAGGGCACACCGCUGGCGGAGGAGCGGGAGGGCGAGUGCGGCUGGCGGGCGACGCUGGCGCGGCGCCUGCCCGUGCUGCGCUGGGCGCGGCGCUACACGCGCGCGGCGGCUGCGGCCGACGCGGUAGCUGGCGUCACGCUCGGCCUCAUGCUGGUGCCGCAGAGUAUCGCCUACGCCGCGCUCGCCAAUCUCCCCGCGCAAUACGGGCUCUAUUCGGCUUUCAUCGGCACGAUACUGUACGUCGCGCUGGGCACGGUGAAGGAGGUGUCCAUCGGCCCCACUAGCCUGAUGGCGCUGAUGACGCUGCAGACAUGCCGGGGCCUGCCCCCAGAUUUUGUCGUGCUGCUCUCCUUCCUGUCGGGCGGAGUCGUGCUGCUCAUGGGCCUGCUGCGGCUCGGCUUCCUAGUGGAGCUGAUAUCGCCAUCGGUGACGAGCGGCUUCACGUCGGCGACGGCGGUCAUCAUCACGGUGGCGCAGCUCAAGGGCCUGCUGGGGCUGAGCUUCAUGGCCGAGAGCGUGACGGAGAACGUGGCGCUGAUCGUGGAGCGGUGGCGCGACGUACGCCUGCCCGACUGCCUGCUCAGCCUGCUGUGCUGCUCCACGCUGCUGCUGCUCCGGAAAUUAAAGGACGUGAAGGUGGGCCCGAAGCGGCGCAAGCUGAAGAAGACGCUGUGGCUGGUGUCGAUCGGGCGCAACGCGCUGGUCGUGCUGGCCGCCGCGGCCUUUGCCUACUGUACGCACGACCCCGCGCGCCCCCUGCUGCGCCUCAGCGGGCGCGUGGAGGCGGGCUUGCCCCAGCUGCGGCUGCCCCCGCUGAGCGCGGAGGUCGGCAACCGCACGCUGGGCUUCGUGGACAUGGUGCGCGAGCUGGGCACCGGCGUGCUCCUGCUGCCGCUCGUCAUGGUGCUCGCCAACAUCGCCAUCGCCAAAGCUUUUUCGGAGGGCGGGCGCGUGGACGCGGCGCAGGAGAUGGUGACGCUGGGCCUGUGCAACAUGGCGGGCGGGCUGGUGCGCGCCAUGCCCACCUGCGGCGCCUUCACGCGCUCCGCCGUCGCGCACUCCAGCGGCGUGCGCACGCCCGCCGCCGGCCUCUACGCAGGGGUGAUCACGCUACUGGCGCUCCAGUUCCUCGCCCAGUACUUUCAUUUCAUCCCGAAGGCUUGCAUCUCCUCCGUGCUCGUCUGCGCCGUCAUCUUCAUGGUGGACUGGGAGACGGCGCUGCGGCUGUGGCGGCACGACCGGCGCGAGCUCGCCGUCGUGGCGCUCACCUUCGGCGUGGGCGUGUGGUGCAGCGUGGAGCUGGCCGUGCUGUGCGGCGCGCUGGCCGGGCUGGCCGCCACGCACUUCGCGCUGCAGCGGGCGCCGCUGCAUCUGCACAAAGUCAAGUGCUCGUGGGGCGAGGCGGUGCGCGCGCGGCCCACGCGAGCGCUGCUGUACUUGAACUGUGCACGGUUCGCGGAGCGCUUGGAGCGAGCGACUGCUGCGCACCGCGUCGCGCUCGUCGACUGCGGGGUGCUCGCCAUGCUGGACUAUCCCGCCGCGCAGGCUCUGUCAAAGAUGAUCAAAAAAUUUCAAGAGAACAAUAAGCUUCUCAUAUUCUACAACGCGUCGACGGACGUCAUCAAGAAACUAGACAAGGUGGAGGGCAUGGACACGCGCGCGCUGCUCGCUCACUCCGUGCAGGCCGCGCUGGACGCCGUCGGCCCCGGCCCCUGCCCCGGCGCGCUUGGCCCCGCAGCCGCCCCCGGCCCCUGCCCCGGCGCGCUCGGCCCCGCAGCCGCCCCCGGCCCCUGCCUCGGCCCCGAGGCGGCCGCGCUGCUGCCCCGCGAUGCCGCCGGCGUAUGA